Molecule: messenger RNA, 1127 nt
Organism: Lates calcarifer (barramundi perch)
Lineage: Eukaryota; Metazoa; Chordata; Actinopteri; Centropomidae
Gene: jtb
Product: jumping translocation breakpoint
Exons: 6
Coding region: 354-806 (150 amino acids)
Biological process (GO): mitotic cytokinesis
Cellular component (GO): cytoplasm; midbody; centrosome
Source: RefSeq, a predicted model, not a curated record
AGUAUAACCUGUGUGUUUUGACGGUAAAUUGUCGGUGUGGGGCCGCAGACAGACUCGGUAACGGUCGGUGAAUUGAACCAGAUAUCCGUGGAUGUAACGGUGGAUUAAACGGUCAAACCGUGUUUCUCCGCCAGUUAUUAACGUUGUCUCCUCUCCCCUGUUCCCGCGCUGAUUUUAAAAUGGCGGCUGUUUCAGCAGAUUACGGUUGCAGCAGCCCGGAGCCUUAAACUCAGAGUUCAGUGGAGUCGACAUGUGAACAGACGGACAGGAGUCCAGCACAGACAGACAUCAACCAGGACCAGGAUCAGAGAGUCAGGGUGGCUGUGGCGUCAUCCUGGUGGAGGAGUAGGCUGAUGGAGAGCGACUGUCGGAUCCCUGUGGCGUGUUGUCGGCCUCGAGUCCUCGUCCUCCACGCCCUGUUCUGGGGCCUCGUCUCCCUCAGGGUGUUCGGAGCAGCCCUGCUGAGUGAAGAGAAGACCCCAGCAGUCAGACCUGUGGUCGCCCCCUGCUGGCUGCAGGAGGAGUUCGUAGUGACGGCCGUGUGUUCGCAGUGUAACGCCUUCCAGACGAAGUCGUGGUCGGCCUGUGGACAGACGGGAUACGUGGAGAGAGUGAACUGCACCAAGUCCAACAGAGACGAGUACAAGAGCUGCCGCUCUGCAGUGAUGGAGGAACAUCUCUUCUGGAAAUUCGAGGCGGCCAUGUUGGCUCUGAUGGUCGUCUUCGCCGUUCUGGUUGUUGUCCGUCAGCGAUGGCUCGACCGCCUGGCAUCUGAAAAGGUCCGCCGACAGAUCGAGUCCAUCUAGUACACCAGAGAGACCUGGACUGAGAGGUUUUGAUCCUGCAGCAAUACUUCAACUGUUUAAACUGAUCCAGAUUCAGAGUUUGGACUGAGGUGGAUCAGGACUACAGAAACCUGCAGGGACCUGGACUUGAACGAUGAACUUUAUUGAACAUGAUGUUAGAGAUAGAAGGAAGCCAGCACAGGGUCAAACACUACAGCCGUGACAUCAUCACCUAAACCCUCUCUGAUUGGUCAGAGUGAGCUGAUGACGACGUGUUUUAUUUUGAAAGUUUGACUGUAAAUACAUUUGUUUUUCUGCAAAAUAAAAUGAAACUGAAACUGA